Cetraspora pellucida is the source of this 1434-nucleotide messenger RNA. NCBI's taxonomy places the organism in Eukaryota, Fungi, Glomeromycota, Glomeromycetes, Diversisporales, Gigasporaceae. The record is from the annotation of a GenBank genome assembly.
AUGCAACCUCUAUCACCUUGUGCUGUAGUGAUUACUGGUCAAUUAGGAUUUGGUGGGUGUGGAUCACCGAGAUUAAAACCAAAAUCUGUUAAAUCAUCUUUUAACAACUCAUCACCAUCAACUACUUCUUCUCAUCAAAAAUCAUCUAGAAUCGUUCAAUCCAUUUUAUCAUCUGUUUUACAAUUGGCUUCAAGUACGAACUCAACAGUGGAAUUCACUAAACGUGAAUUUGUAAAUUCACAAAUUGAACCAUCAAAUAAAAAAUCCUUAUUAUCGGAAAUGUUGAAAAAAAAUAUUGAUUCAAAGGAAAUGAAUCAAACUUUACGAGGAAAAGCCAUAAUAAAUGACGUUAUUACAACUGACAAUGAAACUAUAUCAAAUACUUCAACAAAGAAAGUCUUGAAAUUUGGUAAUUGCCCGUUGGUGGUUCGUGAAAGAUCUUCAACACAUGUAAAUGAUGAUGAUUCUUCAAAACCAAAUUUGUCUACCGCGGCAGCAGCAACUACAACAGUUACUAGUACGACCGAAUCACCAACUUCUUCUCAUUCUACAGCAUCAAAUUAUUCUACUGCCGUAUCAAUAUUAACACCUACAAAUACUACAAUUCAUUAUUACAAAUCAAAAUCAUUACCAUACCCAAGAAAUGGUAUCAUUAUGAAUGCACAACCAAUAAAUUUAAGAAGAAAAGGAAUUCCCAUACCAUUAUAUAAUCAUUAUGGUAGUAAAGAUAAAUUUUAUAGACGAAAACUUUGCCAUCGUCAUAAUUAUUAUGGUGAUGAAAAAAGUAAAGAUAAAAAAUUAAAUUUAGAAUGGACAAAAGAUUCUGAUGAUAUACUUUGGCCUAUAUCCGAAGAAUGGUUGCCACAUGAUCCAUUAUGUGAAGAUCGAUAUAUAACGAUUAGUAAGAAAUCUCUAGAAAAAAAAAUGAACUUAAAUUCCAUCCUUGAAUCAAUAAAUUCUACAGAAAAAGAUAAAGAUGAUGAUGAUAAAUUUUACAAAGAUUUAUAUGAGAUACUUGGUUGCACAUCUUCUUGUACUACAGAACAAAUUUCUACCGAAUAUAAAAAACGUGCAUUAAAUUGUCAUCCUGACAAAGUUAAAGAUGAAAAUGCCAAAAAGAAAUUCUACCAAUUAUCAACUGCUUACAAUAUUCUAACGGAUGAAAUCGAACGUUCUCAAUACGACAGAUGGCGUACAGGAUCAAUCAAGAUUCCUUACAAGAUGUGGAGAGAAAUGGUUAUGAGAAGAGGUCAUACUGUUCAUUGGACAUCGCCACCAAAACAACCACUUAAAAUAACUGAUUCUUUAGAUACAGAAACUUCUUCUAAUCAAUCUUACGAUAAUAAUACAUGCAUUAAAUAUAAUACUUCUAAAUUUGGAAGAAAAAGUCGUCAAGAUGAUUUAUAUGAAAAAUUUAGAAAUUAUGAAAUUUAA